Leptonychotes weddellii (Weddell seal) is the source of this 768-nucleotide messenger RNA. RefSeq names its product leucine rich repeat containing 18 (gene LRRC18). The record is from RefSeq and is a predicted model, not a curated record. Gene Ontology annotation, cellular component: cytoplasm. Gene Ontology annotation, molecular function: protein binding. Lineage: Eukaryota; Metazoa; Chordata; Mammalia; Carnivora; Phocidae.
AUGGCCAAGGGCGGGAAAGGCCCCAAGGGCAAGAAGAUCACCCUCAAUGUGGCCAAGAAUUGUAUCAAAAUCACAUUUGAUGGGAGAAAACGCCUUGACUUGAGCAAGAUGGGAAUUACCAACUUCCCCAAAUGUAUCCUGAGACUGAAUGAUGUGGAUGAGCUCGACCUUAGCCGGAAUCUGAUCAGAAAAAUCCCUGAAUCAAUCUCCAAGUUCCAGAACCUGCGGUGGCUGGACCUGCACAGCAACUACAUCGACAAGCUUCCUGAGUCCAUCGGCCAGAUGACUACUCUGCUCUACCUCAAUGUCAGCAACAACAGGCUGACCACCAAUGGGUUGCCUGUGGAGCUCAAUCAGCUCAAGAAUACCCGCACCUUGAACCUAGGCUUGAACCAUCUGGACAGUGUGCCCACCACACUGGGUGCUCUGAAGGAGCUCCAUGAUGUGGGGCUACAUGACAACCUGCUGACCACCAUCCCUAAGAGCAUCUCCAAGCUCCCCAAGCUCAAAAAGCUCAACACAAAGCGAAAUCCCUUUCCCAAGGCAGAGGAGUCAGAUACAUUCAUAGAUACCAUCAGGAGGCUGGACAACUUAUAUCUGGUAGAAGAGAAGGAUCUGUGUUCAAGUUGCCUGAAAAAAUGCCAACAGGCCCGGGACAAGCUGAACAAAAUCAAGAAUAUGGCCACAACAGCACCGAGAAAGGCCAUCUUUUCCAAUCUAGUCUCACCUAACUCCAUGGCCAAGGAUUCCCAGGAAGACUGGAGGUGA